Molecule: messenger RNA, 1261 nt
Organism: Ixodes scapularis (black-legged tick)
Lineage: Eukaryota; Metazoa; Arthropoda; Arachnida; Ixodida; Ixodidae
Product: glucose-6-phosphatase 3
Exons: 2
Coding region: 257-1156 (299 amino acids)
Biological process (GO): gluconeogenesis; glucose 6-phosphate metabolic process
Cellular component (GO): membrane
Molecular function (GO): glucose-6-phosphatase activity
Source: RefSeq, a predicted model, not a curated record
AAACCGGCGCGACCACUGAUCAGUGGGCGCGACGUGUUCGAGGGCGAUGAAUAGAUGGACAUAUGCUCUAACAGCAAUACCGCAAUACUGGCAAUUCUGCUUCGCUGUGAGCGCUGUGUGAGAGUUUUGUUCCUUUUGUGUGUGUGUGAAAGGACUGACAGCUUCUUCAGUGCGCUGCAACGUCGACCAACAUGAACAACCAACUCGCCCAAUCUGAGGUUCUAACUGCUUCCUAAAAUCCAAAACCCGCCUCAAAAUGAACUCCUUGUACAGCUCGGGCGCCCGACUUACGAAGCAGCUGCAGGACCACUGCGAGGGCUACGACAACUUCUUUUCGUGGAUCUCCUACAUCGCCGACCCGCCGCGCUUCGCGGUCGUUAUCUACCCGAUCGCCUUCUCGCUCCACCAACCCCUCGGCAUCCGAAUUCUGCUGGCCGCCUCCUGCUCAGCAUUCAUCAAUGUCACCAUCAAAUGGAUCCUGAACGAGCACCGACCCUUCUGGUACGUCAAGGCCCACAAGGAACUGGGCGUCCAGCUUGCCCAGACGCCCCAGACCUGCGAGACGGGACCUGGCUCCCCGUCAGGGCACGUCAUGAUCAUCCUCGGACUCCUGAUGGGCUUCGCCAUCGGGUCCCUCAUGACUCCACUGGACGUAGAUGCCUGGAAGAUGGGCGAAUAUGCCAUAGUCAGCGGGGUCAUCUCCCUCACCUGCGUCUCCAUCUACUUCGGGUGGAUGGCCCUAGGAAUAGACCCUCGCGAAUCUACCAAAUUGGCGUUGGACGCUUGUGAUGACCCUAGCUACGUGAACGUGAGCACGAAUCCGCUCUACGGCAUGAUGCGGAACCUGGCGUGUCCGUUGGGCCUGGGCUACGCGCUCAGUCGAGCGAAGGCGGCGAAAAUUUUGGAAGGUGCCAGGCGGGCACCGGUUUGGGCUAGAAUCUUGGUCGGAUUUGCGGGGGUCGCGGUGGGCGGACUCAUUUUGUGCCUGCCCAAGCCCAAGAACAAGAUCCUGCUUUACGCUGGUGCGGUGGUAGAAUUCUUCAUCUUCUCCUUCACAGUAGGGUAUGUUUUUCCGUAUGUCUUGUAUCGCAACUACAUGCCGGUGAACCCGUCAAUGGCGGCUCCCAAGAAACAAUCUUUCUCGCCUGAAGGGUAAAGGAACUGUCGCAGUUUGUGGACAGCCGACUGAAAUUCACUGAUGCCUUUGGCCGUGCCACUAAAACAAACAAAUCUAAAAAAAAUAAAAAAUCUUGGCACUGUG